Arctia plantaginis is the source of this 1116-nucleotide messenger RNA. The record is from the annotation of a GenBank genome assembly. Lineage: Eukaryota; Metazoa; Arthropoda; Insecta; Lepidoptera; Erebidae.
AUGGUGUUUCGUGAACCUACCGUUUUCGGAGUCCAAAACUUCAACGCGGCGGAGGACGCGGCCGCUUUGCGGGCUGCUAUGAAAGGCUUUGGGACCGACGAACAGGCCAUCAUCGAAAUAUUAACCACUCGCUCCAAUGAGCAGCGUCAGGCCAUUUCACAAGCUUUCACACACGAAUAUGGAAGGGACAUCAUCGAAGAUCUGAAGUCCGAAUUGGGCGGACACUUCGAAGACGUGAUAGUUGCUCUGAUGAUGCCCCCUGAAGAGUACCUGUGCAAGGAACUGCACAAGUGCAUGGAUGGCUUGGGCACUGACGAAGCUACCCUCGUGGAGAUACUGUGCACGAGGACCAAGCAAGAGAUUGCCGCCAUCGUUGAAGCUUACGAGAGAAUGUACGACCGUCCGCUGGCUGAACACAUGUGCUCGGAGACAUCCGGCGACUUCCGUCGCCUGCUCACCCUCAUUGUCACUUCUUCGAUCCGUCAGGGCGCGCGGGACGAGGAGGCCGGCGUCAACGUGGCGAAGGCUCGUGUGGACGCGCAGGCGUUGUUCGACGCUGGUGAGGCCAAGUGGGGAACUGACGAGGAAGUCUUCAAUAGAAUCAUGGCCCACGAAAGCUUUGCUCAGUUGCGUCUGAUUUUCGAAGAGUACAAGGGGAUCUCUGGACGUACCGUCGAGCAAGCCAUCAAGGCGGAGAUCGACGGAGAGCUGAAGGAUGGACUCUCAGCUAUAGUUGAAUGUGUGGAGUCAGCGCCAGCCUGGUUCGCUACCCGUCUGCGGAUCGCAAUGCAGGGCCUCGGCACAGACGACAGGACCCUCAUACGUAUCAUCGUCAGCCGCUCCGAGAUAGACCUUGCAGCAAUCAAGAGAGAAUACGAGAGAUUAUAUGAUAAGACCCUGGAAAGCGAAAUCAGGCGUCUAAGGGAUGCCAUGCAAGGUGCUGGCACCGAAGAUAUGACCCUGGUCAGGAUCAUAACUACCCGCUCUGAGAUCGACCUGGGCCGUAUCAAGGCCGAAUAUGAGAACCUGUUUAAUAAGACAUUAGAGAGUGACUUGAAGGGCGAGACGUCCGGCGACUACAAGCGCGCGCUCGUGGCUCUGCUCGGGCCGGCCUAA